AUGGAGCCACAAACAUUUCAACUGUUUGAGUGGGUUCGCCAUGAAAUACUUAUUGCCACAACUGAGUCCGUCUACGGGCCUAAUAACCCAUUUAGAGAUCCAUCUAUGGAAAAGGCGUGGUAUGAUUUCGAGCCGAAAAUGGCAAUAUUCGCCCUGAAUCUAUGGCCAAAACUUUUCGCAAACAAGGCCUACCGGGCGCGCGAAUAUAUGGCUAGUGUUUGGGAGAAUUACUUCGAGAAAGGGUGGCACAACCAGAGCGCCGAGAUUACAAAAGCCCGCGUCAAAUUGCACACCGAUUUUCACAUUUCAAGCAAAGAAAAUGCAAGGAUCGAGAUCGGUGGCACCCAGACCGUCCUUUCAAACUCCAUCCCUGGCGCCCUAUGGAUGGUUAACCACGUUUUCGCCGACCAAUCCACCUUGUCCGAUAUCCGCACCGAACUGCUAAAGGGCGCCAAAAAGGAUACCGAUGGGACCUGGACUAUUGAUUCGGAUUUUGUUACGGGAUCAUGUCCCAUUCUCCUCUCCACGUUUAAAGAAAUGUUGCGCUGCUACGCUAACAAUACUUCGACACGACUCGUUAUGGAGGAUUACAUGCUUGACGGCUCCAUCCUCCUUAAGCGCGGCAGCAUCCUUAUGGUGCCAUCGCGCGUCCAGCAUACCGACCGGGAGGUUUGGGGCGCCUCUGUCGACGCAUUUGACCACCGUCGCUUUCUUCCUGCUGCUGAGAACAAAAAGGAUGGUGGCGGCGGCGGCAAACGUGGUGUCUACAACCGCGGCUUCGGUGGCGGCAAAACUCUCUGUCCCGGCCGCCAAUUUGCCACCGUCGAGAUUAUCAUGUUCGCGGCCCUCCUAGCACUCAAGUUCGAUAUCCGCCCGAUGAACGGCCCAUGGGUGACGCCCACGGCCGACAAGACGCCUGGGCAUAACGCCAUGAAGGUGCCCGAUUGGGAUUUUGAGGUUAUGCUUUCCCCUCGGGAAACUGAAAAGAAGUGGAAGGUGCUUUAUUCGGGUCAGGGAUUGAUGGAGCUGUCGGUCGAAGAUAUGGAUGGCACUGCAGUCGAUCGCAACAUGUAG
Messenger RNA from Pyricularia grisea, 1074 nucleotides. RefSeq lists its product as uncharacterized. Lineage: Eukaryota; Fungi; Ascomycota; Sordariomycetes; Magnaporthales; Pyriculariaceae. The coding region runs from base 1 to 1074 and encodes 357 amino acids. The transcript is spliced from 2 exons. The record is from RefSeq and is a predicted model, not a curated record. Gene Ontology annotation, molecular function: heme binding; monooxygenase activity; oxidoreductase activity, acting on paired donors, with incorporation or reduction of molecular oxygen.